This is a messenger RNA of Dreissena polymorpha, 5649 nucleotides long. RefSeq lists its product as uncharacterized. The transcript has 4 exons. The record is from RefSeq and is a predicted model, not a curated record. Lineage: Eukaryota; Metazoa; Mollusca; Bivalvia; Myida; Dreissenidae. The coding region runs from base 152 to 4123 and encodes 1323 amino acids.
AUAACAAGUUUAACAGCCCAUCCUUCUAUUCACAUUAAACCAAUUUAAACAUAUUUCACAGACGUGAGUGCGUAUUGUUGCUAUCGUUAAAUUGUCGGUGGUGCGGGGGAUCUGACAUAUAUGCGGACUUUGAGAUACACGCAUUGAAAAUAUGGAAUUAAGAGAACUAUUGAAUGAAAUGUGUCAUUUCAUAGAUAAAGGUGUUACCAAUUUAUUAUUUCCGUUAUGCGUAUGCGCGUUAUUAGGAAUUCUUACAUAUAUGGCUCACACAUUUUUCCAAAAGCGUUUCAAAACACGCAAAUUUCAAAAUUUCAAAAAACAAGAUUAUCAUGAGGACAUUUCUUUUCGGAGCAGCGAAGUGAAGUUUUCUGAAACUAAUCUCAUUAAGAAAUCUGAAAUAAAUAUCGAGGGAUCAAUCGAAGGCGCAGAAAUAGAAUUACAAGAAGAUCAGCAAGAUUGUGCUACUGAGAUUGUGUCACAAACUGCAUCUCUGAGUAGCGUUAUGAAGUUAUCUGAAACCAAGUUUGCUGCAGUCAUUGAAAAAUCUGAAAUUAAUACCGGACAUAAAUUGGAGGACACAGAAAAGGAUAUAACAGAACACGAGCAAGAUUGUGCUAUUGAGAUUCUGGCACAACAUGCAUCUCUGAGAAGCGAAAUGAAGUCGUCAGAAACCCAGCUUGCUGCACUCGUUGAAACAUCAGUAAUUUAUACCGGACAUAAAUUGGAGAAAACUGUAAUGAAUAUAAAAGAACACGAGCAAGAUUGUGCGAUUGAGAUUCUAGCACAAACUGCAUCUCUGAGAAGCGAAAUGAAGUCUUCUGAAACCAAGCUUGCUGCAAUCAUUGAAACAUCUGAAAUUAAUAUCGGACAUAAAUUUGAGGACACAGUAAUUGAUAUAAAAGAACACGAGCAAGAUUGUGCGAUUGAGAUUCUGGCACAAACUGCAUCUCUGAGAAACAAAAUUAAGUCGUCUGAAGCCAAGCUUGCUGCGCUCAUUGAAACAUCUGAAAUUAAUACCGGACAUACAUUGGAAGACACAGCAAUGGAUAUAAAAGAAAAUCAGCAAGAUUGUACUGUUGAAAUUUUGUCACAAACUGCAUCUUUGAGUAGAAAAAUUGAUCAUCUAUUAGCCUUGAACACAGCGCUAAGACAAGACGAGUACAUUACAAAACGCCAUGAACUGAUCGAAGGUAUGAAGAAGCUGUACAAGGACAAAUUAAAUCACGUGGCCAUAUCUCCAUUGAAUGACAAUAUCGAUGUAAAAUUACACGAUGUUUAUAUGCCACCAAAAAUGUGGUUCAUGUGCAAGGACAAAGGGGGCUUUAGCAAAGCAGACAAACAGGUAAAAUCGUACAAGGAUGUUUUUUUAACAGGUGACAAUGUGCACCGACGAAUAUUUCUUGAAGGAGAGGCAGGUACUGGAAAAAGCACAUUCUUAGCAAAGUUGGUUCUGGACUGGUGUAAACACACGCCUAGUCAAAUGGAGUCUUCAAACUACACGGAUUUUAAAACAAGUGAGUUACGCAUAGGCGAUCGUACUAAGUCAAGCACAUUCUCAGAAGAUUCUGAAAAAUCGUAUAUGUCGAGCCAAUCCUUGGAAACUUCUGAACAAAUGCAUAUUUCAAGUGCAUCUGAAAACAGCUCACAUAUGUUUGCUGAUUUAGGCUUACUGCAAGACUAUGUAUUCGUUUUCCAUAUAACAUUGCGAAAUUCCGUAAAACAGUUGGACGUUUUUAAUAUGAUAAAAGAACAAAUAAUAGAUUCGAUAUUCUACUCACAGGAAGACCGUGAAAAGGCUUACAGACUAGUGAAUGAGAUCAUGAAAUUUGAACGUUGCUUGGUACUAUUGGAUGGUCUAGAUGAGUGGACCGGACCUGGAGAGCCUCACAACAUACCGAAGUUGGUAGCAUUGCACAGCCAAUGUGUGCUGUUAAUUACAACACGACCUUGGAAACUGGCUGUUGGGAAAAUUAGGCAUUCUGACAUCGAUGCAUUGUUUCAACUGGAAGGAAUAAAAAAUCCGUUUGAGCUUAGCAGAAUCAUCCUGAGCCGUUUGGUAGAUAAGGAAGAGCUUGAAACAAAAUACUCAGCAUUUAAGCGUUACAUAGGGAAACGGAAGCUCGACAAUUUACUCUCAUCUCCAAUGAUGCUCUCUGCAAUUGUCUGUUCUUUUGCAGAAGGAAUAGAACUCAAAGGCUCUAAAUGUGAAAUUUACGUCCUCUUAUUGGAGAGUCUUUCUAAGAGAGGGAAUCCCGAAAUAUCCACAUUUGAACAGCCCGCAUUUCUGUGUUUCACCGGGACUCAACAUAUACAGCCCAAUAUCGAACGCCUUAAUCGACUUGCCGAAUUAGCAUUUUAUUUGUUGUUUGUUAGUAAAAAGGAAAAUUCAGUUGUUUUUAGUGAUAGAGAAUUAAAGAGGUUUAAUAUAAAAGAACAUUAUGACUUUGCAUUUAAAUCUGGAAUUUUAUCGGCAAAAAGAAAUACUUCUACACUGUAUUUAUCUUCAUCAUUUAUGUUUAUCCACUUGAGCAUGCAGGAAUUCCUCGCCGCUUAUCAUAUCGCUCGCAAUACCAAUCUUAUCGAUGUCGUUAUCGAUGUCGUUAACCGUCACGAGGAUGCAUAUCACGAAAUAUCACAGGUGUUUAUAUUCCUGUGUGGACUUGGCCCAUCUGCUGCGAAAAGGCUAUCAAGCAUGAUGGAUGAACGCGUUGCUUUGAAUCAACCCGAUGAAUAUGGCUAUCGGAGUCACAGAAUGUUUCAAGAAAUUAUACUGGCAGGACACCAAGAAGCUGUUGCUAACGGACAUAACGCUAUUUCUCUCAAACUUAGUCACUUCGAUAUCUAUCGGGACAACUUCAUCGACCUACAAAGCAUUUGGACAAAUAACACUGCAACUGUCAUUUCGAUGCACGUUUCCAGCUAUGGCAUAAACAACUUUGUAAACAGACGAACUAUACCUGCAAACGAUGCGCCUUCAUCUGAUUUUAAGUUAGACUUAAAUUCGUGCUGCAAGCUGAAACGAUUACAUCUACAGGGACCUGGCGUAUUGCUAACAGAUUCUGUCAGUUCGGCAUCAUCGAAUCUUCCGGUCUGGAUUGUUCUCAACAGUGCCGAUCAAAACAAGUGCGUAAACUCUCCUACGGUGCUGUCUUAUAUCGAACACAUUGAAUUGGACUGGGUCACAUGUUCCUCUACCUGGCUACGCAGUCUGCUCAGUAUGCUGCUUACACUUGAUCAUAAGGUUGAAUGUAAGCUGAGCGGUUGUCACAUUACCUCGGUUGAAAAAAGUGCAGUCAGCACACCUUAUGAAGAAAUUUGCGUGACGACUGAUGAUAACAAAACAGUAGCAAUGAGUCUCCAGACGGGCGACAUUCCCGAUGGUCUUUUGAAGGCCAUCCAUGGCCAGGAUAUCAAGAGUCUGAGUCUGCUUGGUUUGGAGGAAGUUAAUCAUGCAGAGUCAUUGUCUCGGUCUCUAUCAUCGCUCACACAGUUAGAAACCCUCAUACUUUAUUCGUAUACAUACAUCGCCUUACAACUACCUCAAUCACUGAAAUAUGUUAAUUUGUACUGUGUGACAUUGUUUCCCUCAAAACUACGCGACCUUGUGGACACAAUAUCUACAUGCACUCAUACGAUUGAGAUUAAGCUAGAAUUUGGUUGUGUUUCUAGUUCUCAUCACCCAGAACGAAUUCCUCUACAAGAAUACAUUCCAAUAAAACAAGAAUUGGAGGCAAGGAAGAAUGUCGAAGUUAAACGAUUCCGAAUUUAUGAAUGGACACGAAAAUCCGAUUCGUAUUAUUGCAUUGAUUCUGAUUCUAAUUCUGAAAAUGAGUUGGAUGAUGAUGAUAUUGAUAGUGAUGAGGUUGAUGCUUAUAUUGACGACGAUGAUGAUGAUGAUGAUGAUGAUGAAGACAAUUAUGAUGAGGGUGAUGAUAAUGAUGAUGAUAAUGAUGUCUUUGACAUGACUGUACGUGAUAUGGUUUGUUGUGAUGACGCUGCUUACGAUGACUUUAUCGAUAAAGAUGAUGCUUAUGAAAAAUUCGCUAAACGCAUGAAAACAGGCAAAAUAAAUAAAAUUUCAAUACGACUUAAGAUAGAACCAACUCAUCUUCAUUCUUCGUAAAUAAUUGUAUGUUUUAUUUAAUAUUACGAGCAAUGAUUUUAAUGUCUUAAAGUGUGUGUGGUACUUGUUUGAUAUUAUGGGUAAAAGGAUGCUGUUUUUUUAUUCUAUACAUAAAAAUAAGCAAUAACAUUAUGCUAAAAGUGUGUUAUUAAAUUUCAAAAAAAAGUAUUUGACAAGAAGAUAUAGAAACGAAGAAUAUUUCGAUUUCAAAACGAUUUAAGUCUAAUUUGUCAUUACCACUUGGGGAAUCACGUGAUCACAAACGUACAUCGUACGCACAAAAUAACGGAAAAAACUCUCUUAAUAACGAAAAUCAAGGUAUUCUCAUAUUUUAUAAUAUCAAAUAAAUGAUAACUAUGCGCAGAGUACCCGCUUAGUCGCCUUAUGUACUCUGGUAAUUGUCGUUUUGUCUUAGAUUUCUGUAGUUUUCUCAAACAUUCAGGAACAAUAAACAAUGAAAAUUGUACAUCGUCUGAACAUACUUUUUUUGGACGUGUUUGCUAUUCAAGACGACGAAAUAAAUACAAUAUUUUUUGCUUUAUAACAUGCUUAGAAUAUUUCGUACAAGGUUUUGCGCGUUGUUUAAGCUUUUUUAGAUAUGUGGCGAAGAAUUUGGAAAAUAGUGCAUCGUCUGAACGUUUGUUGUUUGCGUACAUCGUAUGAACGGUUUUGAGUACAUCAUCUGAACUGCUUCUGUUUGUACUUGUAAUGCGAUGUUUAUCAUAAUAAAAUUAUUAUAACAUAUGUGAUCAGCCAAGCGAUUUUUCGUCCAAAUGACGUUCCGUUCUAUGAUCAGAAAACACACAAUCCUGUGUUAUUUUACAUGUUUACAUAGUGUUUAAUUUUAUUAAAUUAAAUUUAUGAAAUUGAAUACAAGUCACGCUCGAAAAAGUGUGCGACUUUCUCAUUAAGCGAGAGCUUUUUCGCCAUUUUGUGCGUACGAUGUACUUUUGUAAUCACGUGAUUCCCCGCAGUGAUUACAUUCUUUAACAAUUAAAUAUGUUUAGUUUCCACCCAUCUUUAAACAAAUCUAUUCGUCGGAGCUUUUUUGUUGACUAUUUAAAUCAACUAAAUGACGUUAAUAACGCUAAAAAGAAAUUACUUCUGCCAUGAGGUGAACAUUCAAAUCGAGGAAUAGUAUAACGCGCUGUUAUUUGUUGCGACACAUCAAGUGGCAUACCAAAAUCCAAAAAAACUUUAUAAUUACAUAACGUUGAUAUUUUGUGUUAAUGUUAUUCUAGAUGUUUCAAUUUAGUGAACUUCUCUGUUAAAAUGCAUUGUACAAUUAGGAAUAUUUUGAUACAGUUGUACAAACUUGUUUUUAAGCAUGUGCAUUUACCUGCACAUGCUUCAAACAAUUUUCAAAGCAUUUGAAUACACGUGUAAAUAUUGCAUCAUAUCAAUGUGUUGGUUUUCUUCUUGUCUUGAAAUUUCAAACCGCUUCAUGUUUUAAAAUGUAUCAUAUAUUAUUAUGUAUUAUAUGAUUUUGUACCAAGUGCUUAUAAUUUUGGUCGUUGGCAAGAACA